Messenger RNA from Oreochromis niloticus (Nile tilapia), 3660 nucleotides. It is a transcript of the gene olfm1a, whose product is annotated as olfactomedin 1a. The record is from RefSeq and is a predicted model, not a curated record. The transcript is spliced from 6 exons. Gene Ontology annotation, biological process: signal transduction. The coding region runs from base 204 to 1595 and encodes 463 amino acids. NCBI's taxonomy places the organism in Eukaryota, Metazoa, Chordata, Actinopteri, Cichliformes, Cichlidae.
ACACACACACACACACUCAGCAGAGCAGUUUUAUUUCCACUUGGCUGACUUCUGGCGUCGCAUCAGAGAAGAAGAGGAAGAAGGAGGCAGUAGGAAGAGGAGCUGAGAGGAGCAGAGGCAGCGUCAGGUAGCAGAUGAACAAAUAACCCAGUUAAUCAGCAGCUCCUUAACCAGCUGAAUCCAUAGGAAACAGGCUAACGUAGAUGUGUCUAAGCUUUGAGGAGAAAGAGAUGGAGUCUGAAGAGAAUCUGCUGAGUGCUUACCUGCUGCUGCUGCUGCUCGGAUCACACUUUACUCUGGUGGGUCCUUCAACCCCUGAGGAGGGCUGGCAGGUCUACAGUUCAGCUCAGGACUCAGAAGGUCGAUGUGUUUGUACAGUGGUGGCUCCUCAGCAGACUAUCUGUUCCAGAGAUGCUCGAACCAAGCAACUACGACAACUGCUAGAAAAGGUGCAGAAUAUGAGUCAAUCCAUUGAGGCGCUAGAUCAGCGGUCUCAGAGAGAUCUACAGUUUGUGGAGAAGAUGGAAGUUCAGCUCAAAGGUCUGGAAAACAAAUUCAAACAGGUGGAAGAUGGACAUGAGAGCAACAUUGCCAGACAGUACAAGUCCAUCAAAGCAAAGAUGGAGGAGUUAAGGCCUCUCAUCCCAGUUCUGGAGUCCUACAAAGCAGAUGCACUGUUGGUCCGCCAGUUUAAAGAAGAGGCAGCGAAUGUGACAAAGCUGCUGGGAUCAUUGCAGGAACAGCUUGGAGGUCUGGACUACCAGGAGCUCCACAGCCGGGUGAUAAGCCUGGAGGACCGACUGAAGGCUUGCAUGCAGAGGCUAGCUUGUGGGAAGCUCACAGGAAUCUCUGAGCCAAUCACCAUAAAGACAUCUGGAUCUAGAUUUGGAUCAUGGAUGACUGACCCACUUGCUCCAGCUGGAGACAACAGAGUAUGGUACAUGGAUGGGUACCAUAACAAUCGCUUUGUUAGGGAGUACCUGUCCAUGUCUGACUUCAUGAUGACAGACAAUUUCACCUCUCACCGACUUCCUCAUCCCUGGUCUGGUACUGGGCAGGUGGUUUAUAAUGGAUCUCUUUACUUCAACAAGUUUCAGAGUCACACAAUCAUUAAAUUCGACUUCAGCACAUCGCUCAUCAGCAGAUCGCGACAACUUGACUUUGCUGGUUACAACAAUAUGUACCAUUACUCCUGGGGUGGGCACUCUGACAUUGACCUAAUGGUGGACGAGGGUGGGCUGUGGGCUGUAUAUGCUACCAAUCAAAAUGCUGGUAAUAUUGUUCUUAGCCAGCUAAACCCCAACACCCUACAGAUCAUCCGCAGCUGGACCACCAACCAUCCAAAACGCAGCGCUGGUGAGGCCUUCAUGAUCUGUGGAACCCUGUAUGUCACCAAUGGGUACUCAGGUGGAACCAAAGUAUACUACGCCUUUUCCACCAACUCAUCUACCUAUGAGUACAUCGACAUCCCUCUGACCAACAAAUACAGCCACCUGUCUAUGCUUGACUACAACCCUCGAGACAGAGCACUCUAUGCCUGGAACAAUGGCCACCAAGUUCUUUAUAAUGUCACACUUUAUCACAUAAUACAGUAACAAUCAAUAUUAACCACUCUCACAUUCAAAAGAAACAACAAAUCAAGACCCCACAAUGUUACUGCAAUCACAGUACACAUGAUCCUUUACACAGGAUGCUCUGUGGGCCUUUACAAAGUAAUGCUCCAAAAUUUUAUAUAAUUAAAGAAUAAAUACGAUUUUCCUGAAAACAUUAGAUGAUAUCAAAAUAUACAACUAAAUAAAAAAAUAGAAUAAAUCCUAAAGAACUAUGACUGUUAGAGGGUCAAAAGAAAAUACAAAAUAGUUAUCAGGUCAGUUUAUUUGCUUCCAGGACAGAGAGUGGUGUAUUAGCUACAAUUAGCUUAGCUCCAUCUGAAGAAAAAACACCUUCCAAAAAGCUGAAGGCUGGGUCCCAGAUCCUCCUCUUGUCCACUCAUUCCUCUCUGUAACAGAAACUUCAUCAUCUUAAAAAAUGACUCACCUGCAUGUGAAAUCUUCAGGGAACUGCUAGCCCUGAGAUAGAAGAGAGCCCAUUCUGAAAGCGGAACCACUAACUUUACAGCCCUUCACAGUAUAUAGGCAGUGACUUCAGAUUUAGUUUAGGUUUAGGGAAAUAUUUUGAUUGCCAGUAUAGGCCUUUAAGGUGUCAGCUGGUGUACUCAAGAGCAGAACCGGGAUCGAACCAGGUAACCCGUCUAUGGGAUGCUGUGUUUGAACACUUCAGGUGCUUUUACAUUUUUACACCAGUCCAAUAAAUAUGUCAAAAGAACAUAAGAGGGAUCUAAGAGAGUGUUGGGUUUUUUUCUGUCAUGAUGGAGCUAGCUAACCAAACCAAAUGUUCUCGGUGUUUGUGUAAAGCUAGGCUAAAAGCCAGCAGGAAUUCUCAGUACUGAAAUACUGCACAAAGCAUUGGACUGUUAACUUAUGUCAUUGACUUCUUUUACUAAAUGUUUCUUAAAAAUUGUAUUUAAAUCAUUAACUCAGUUGUUUGACACAAAUGCACUUAAAAUGUGAAACACAGUGAAAUUAAAAUUUCACAGUGAGAAAACCCAACAUUUUUAGAUUACAUAUUUUGAUGGACACUGAAGAAUGCUUCACAGUUUUUAUAAGAUUUAUCUUCUCUGCGUAAUCUUGUCUGACUGAAGCAAGACCCGCUGUUCUUAUUCUUAUAUCCCUUAAUAUUAUAAAUAAUAAGGUAUUUCUUACUGUUGUGUGUUAUACAGCAAUACAAAUGAUUGCCUGUUUUUCCCAAUACUUCAUUCAGUUUUUAAAUUUAUCGUUGUACCAUGUGAAAUUCAUUCAGAUCACUGAGCUAUGGGCAUAGUCUAACUAUUUAAACAAUAAGAAUUCCUCUACACACUCAACUGUUGUUCUCAAUAAGUAAUUUGAGUGUUGCCCUGAAUGGUAGUUAUGAACGCACAUGAUGAUUGGCUGAUACAUUGAUACUAACAUCCUCUUUAUCAUCAAACGUGUGUCCAGCACCACUUUAGAUUCAAUGACAUCAUGUGAUCUGUCAGACGGAAGAACUCAGUACGACAUUUGUGCAAAACAGAUGAUGUAUACAGACAGAAACUGUAGUCUGUUGGUCUCAGUGAACAUCAGUUAGAUGAUUUCAGAUUUCUGAACCUUUUUUUUUUUUUUUAUAUCACUGGUCUGUGGAGUUUUCAGGUAUUUGAGGCUAAGCCCAAAAACACGAAGUGACUGCACAAGAGUUGUUCUUCAUUCUAAUACCUGAUUGACUGUAAUAGCUUAUUUGCUUUUGUUUUCCAUAUCAGAUGAUUUUUUUACAGUCCUUUAGGUACGUCUCGAUGUAUGCUCAAUCAUCCAGGUAAGUAAAUCUCCAAAAGCUGAUUCUGUUCAUCUGGACGUAGCUACGUCCAGAUGAACAGAAUCAGCUUUUGGAGAGUACUUUAAGUAUUUGUCUGUUUGUUUGUUUUACUUCUGUCAUAAAUGUUUGGCGUAAGCAGCAGGUUUUAAUUCUACAGCCCCCUUCAAAUGUGUAAGAUGAUUUAUUCCGUUUUCAUGACCAAUAGCCUUAAUAUGUGAUUGUGCUAUGGAUUUCUUCACCCAACCAUUUUUUAAAAAUUUUAACCAAGAGGCACAA